Molecule: messenger RNA, 860 nt
Organism: Eleginops maclovinus (Patagonian blennie)
Lineage: Eukaryota; Metazoa; Chordata; Actinopteri; Perciformes; Eleginopidae
Gene: mrps33
Product: mitochondrial ribosomal protein S33
Exons: 3
Coding region: 181-501 (106 amino acids)
Cellular component (GO): mitochondrion
Source: RefSeq, a predicted model, not a curated record
UUCACGGAAAAUGAUUCAUGCGCAGUAGAGUUUGUGAUGGCAGUUUGGCGUGUGAAGGUUAAUGCUAGCUAAACCUCAGUAAACUUAACUACUACUGCCAUUCAACUAGAGUUUGGUUCGUUUUACUAGGAGGGUGUUUCACACUACAAAGGUUUUACUUCCGCACAGGCUUCAGCAGUCAUGGCCAGUUUGUCCAGCUAUGCCGUGCGCAUGGCCAGACUGAGCGCACAGAUUUUCGGGGAGGUCGUGCGUCCGACUGACUCCAGAUCACUGAAGGUGGUGCAGCUGUUCCAGGAGCCUCCCAUGGCACAGAGGAAGGAGGUGUAUGACUGGUACCCACAGCACAAAAUAUACUACUCCAUGACCCAGAAGCUCCGGUUCAUGGGACUGUUCAGAGACGAGCAUGAAGACUUCAAGGAGGAGAUGCGUCGCCUGAGGAAACUGAGAGGAAAAGGGAAGCCAAAGAAAGGAGAGGGGAAGAGAGCAAGCAAGAGGAAAUGAGAAGUUAACGUUGGUUGGGGCCGUGUGCAUGCUGUCUUUGGACAUUACUGUUGCGGGACGUGGAUCCUGAAAGAAUUCCGUUGUUUUGGUCGGAAAUGCAGUUUUCAAUGUUGGGAAUACCUUAGCUCGGCAUGACAUGAAUCAUCCUAUGUCAGUUGUAUUUAAGUGAAUUCCAUGCUUUUUAUUGUUGAACAUCGUCUCACAGAUACUUCAACACGCUUAUGGUAAUGAUCAUCGGACCACACAAGAAGAAGAAGAUUAUGUCCAUGUUUUUAUAGAACUGUUGUUGGAAAGGCUGGAAAAAGAUGUAAAGAAACAGGCAUCCUGUUUUCUAAAUAAAAUCAAUGUAAGGUAACAAA